Messenger RNA from Plasmodium gallinaceum, 708 nucleotides. Its product is annotated as vacuolar ATP synthase subunit e, putative. The record is from RefSeq and is a predicted model, not a curated record. The transcript has 2 exons. Gene Ontology annotation, cellular component: proton-transporting two-sector ATPase complex, catalytic domain. Gene Ontology annotation, molecular function: proton-transporting ATPase activity, rotational mechanism. Gene Ontology annotation, biological process: proton transmembrane transport. NCBI's taxonomy places the organism in Eukaryota, Apicomplexa, Aconoidasida, Haemosporida, Plasmodiidae. Bases 1 to 708 code for a protein of 235 amino acids.
AUGGCUUUGGAUGAUGCAGAAGCGCAAAAGCAAAUACAGCAAAUGGUAAACUUCAUUUUAAAUGAAGCUAAAGAUAAAGCACAUGAGAUCGAAGCAAAAGCAUUGGAAGAUUUCAAUAUUGAAAAACUAAGAAUUGUUCAAAAAAUGAAAGAAAAAAUACGAGUGGAAUUUCAAAAAAAAGCAAAACAAAUGGAAAUAAAAAGGUCUAUAUCUCGUUCAUCAGCUAUUAAUAAAGCAAGACUAAAAAAAAUGUGUGCAAAAGAUCAAGUUUUUAAAGAAAUAUAUAAAAUAAGUAGCGAAAAAUUAAAUGAAUUGUAUAAAGAUAAAGAUAAAUAUAAAAAUUUAAUUGUUGAUUUAAUUGUUCAAUCUUUAUUUUAUAUACAAGAACCACAUGUUAUUGUUCGUUGUAGAGAUAUUGAUAAAUCGAUUGUUGAAAGUUGCUUAAAUGAAGCAGUUCAAAAAUACACGGAUCAAUUAAAAAAGCAACUCAAUGUUGUUAAAACUAUUAAAAUAGAAAUCGACAAAUCAGGAGACUAUUUACCACCUCCUCCUUCAAAGGACAAUGAAGGAAAUUCUUGUCUUGGAGGUGUUAUUUUAACAACUCCAAAUAGAAAAAUUAAUUGUGAUAAUACUUUAGAUGUUCGUUUAAAGCUAGCUAUAGAGUAUUGCACACCAGAAAUAAAAAAAAUGUUUUUUCAAAAAUCAUAA